Amborella trichopoda is the source of this 3273-nucleotide messenger RNA. RefSeq names its product FtsH extracellular protease family (gene FTSHI1). Gene Ontology annotation, molecular function: ATP-dependent peptidase activity; ATP hydrolysis activity; metalloendopeptidase activity. Lineage: Eukaryota; Viridiplantae; Streptophyta; Magnoliopsida; Amborellales; Amborellaceae. Gene Ontology annotation, cellular component: chloroplast. The record is from RefSeq and is a predicted model, not a curated record. Gene Ontology annotation, biological process: protein import into chloroplast stroma; proteolysis.
CCACCAUCCAAAAUCGCAACCAUGUUAUCAUGCUCGCGCUUCUUGCGCAGUGCUACUUGCAGAGCUUUUGUAACUCGCUCAAGUUGCAGAAUCCAGGUCUGCUCGCUCAACAGGGAGAAUUGGUAUGUUGAUUUUGUGGGGCUGAUUAUGGGGGAGCUUCAAAUGUCAGCAAAACUAAAUCUUCGAAGCAGUAUAUUUACGGGGUCAUCAUUAUUAAAUCACAGAUUUUUACGGAACAGAGCAGCUUCUAAUCAUGUCAAUAGACUGAAUCAAAGAUUACACUUUUCUCAAAGAUUACAAUUUUCAAGGACAGUUGCAGUGAAUGGAAAAUCUGUUUCAGAAUCAUAUAAUAAUGGUAGAAAAAGCUCAGGAGAUGAUUUUAUUACUAAGGUUCUAUCUGAGAACCCAAGCCAGGUAGAGCGCAAAAUCUUAGUUGGGAAAAACCUUUAUACUCUAAGAGAAUGGGAGCAGUUGAAGUCAAGAAACAGAACCCUUCAACUAGCAAAGGAGUUAUUUGAGAAGUUGGGAUCCAAGUUGAAAUUAGAUAGUCAUGAACACAUUGUAAAUGAGGAAAGAAAGGCCGGGCUUGAUGAGAGAGAAAGUACAGCCAAGCCAGUUAAUCUUCAAGACAUCCUUAGAGAGUUUAAAGGUGAACUCUAUGUCCCUGAAGAAGCAUUGAAGCAACGACUAUCAGAAGAGGAGGAGUUUGAUAGAAGCCUGGCAACGUUGCCAAUAAUGAGGCUGGAAGAUUUCCUGAAAGCCAUGAGAGGUGAUACGAUAAAGUUAUUGACUUCUAAAGGCAGUGCCAGUCUUGCUUCUAAUUAUGGGCAUUAUGAUUUCAUUGUGGAGCUGAAAGAAAUUCCUGGGGACAAGAAUCUACAGAGAACCAAGUGGGUAAUGCAUUUAAGCGACGAAGAAGCCCAAGCAGUACUAGAGGAUUACACUGGGCCUCGGUAUGAAAUUGAGAAGAGUACCAUGGCUUAUGUUGGCAAACUACCACAAUAUCCUCAUCCAGUGGCUUCUUCCAUAUCAAGCAGAAUGAUGGUUGAGCUUGGGAUGGUAACAUCAUUUAUAGCUACAGCUGCUUUUGUGAUUGGAGGAUUCUUUGCAUCUGCAGUCUUUGCUGUUACUAGUUUUGUCUUUGUUGUCGUUUCAUAUGUUGUUCGGCCUCUGGUAUUGCCUAUUAUUAAACUCAGCCUUAGUCUUAUCUCCAGUGUUGUGGAGGUAAUAUGGGAUAAGAUCAUUGAUAUCUUCGGUGAUGGAGGGGUUUUCUCAAAGAUUUAUGAAAUUUACACUUUUGGUGGUGUGUCUGCCAGUCUUGAGGUUUUGAAAACCAUUUUGAUGGUGUUGUUGACAAUGGUUCUUCUCGUUCGUUUCACUAUUUCAAGGAGACCGAAGAACUUUAGGAAAUGGGAUAUAUGGCAAGGCAUUGAAUUUGGCCAGUCCAAGCCACAGGCUCGAGUUGAUGGAUCAACCGGAGUCACAUUUAAUGAUGUGGCAGGGAUUGAAGAAGCAGUGGAAGAGUUGCAAGAGUUGGUGAGAUAUUUGAAGAAUCCUGAGUUGUUUGAUAAAUUGGGUAUAAGACCUCCUCAUGGUGUGCUAUUGGAGGGGCCUCCUGGUUGUGGAAAGACUUUGGUGGCAAAGGCCAUAGCUGGUGAGGCCGGUGUACCAUUCUAUCAGAUGGCAGGAUCCGAAUUUGUUGAAGUCCUUGUUGGUGUGGGUUCUGCUCGUAUCCGUGAUCUGUUUAUGAGAGCAAAGGUCAACAAACCUGCUGUUAUUUUUAUUGAUGAAAUUGAUGCGUUGGCAACUAGGCGCCAAGGGAUUUUUCGUGAAUCCACUAAUUACCUUUAUAAUGCUGCUACACAAGAGAGGGAGACUACAUUGAAUCAACUCUUGAUAGAGCUCGAUGGGUUUGAUACUGGCAAAGGUGUAAUAUUCCUAGGUGCAACCAACCGCAGAGAUUUAUUAGAUCCAGCACUUCUACGACCAGGCCGUUUUGAUCGAAAGAUUAGAAUUCGUCCUCCAGCGGCUAAAGGGAGAUUGGAUAUUUUGAAAGUUCAUGCACGCAAAGUUAAAAUGUCACCCUCAGUUGACCUGUCGAGCUAUGCACAAAAUUUACCCGGAUGGACCGGUGCAAAAUUGGCUCAGCUAAUGCAAGAGGCUGCUCUGAUGGCAGUCAGAAAUGGCCAUAAAGCAAUCUUUCAGUCUGACAUGGACGAUGCAGUUGAUAGACUCACUGUGGGCCCGAAACGUGUAGGAAUAGAAUUGGAUCAUCAAGGACAAUGCCGGAGAGCUACUACUGAAGUGGGAACUGCAUUGACAUCUCAUUUGCUUAGACGCCUUGAGAAUGCAAAAGUCGAAUUUUGUGAACGUAUUUCGAUUAUUCCUCGUGGCCAGACAUACUCUCAAAUUGUUUUUCAUCGUCUUGAUGAUGAAGCCUACAUGUUUGAGCGGCGUCCACAGCUUCUUCAUCGUCUUCAGGUACUCCUUGGAGGGAGGGCUGCUGAAGAGGUUAUUUAUGGACGUGAUACAUCAACAGCAUCUUUAAGUUAUCUUCAAGAUGCAUCUUGGCUUGCUCGUAAAAUUAUAUCCGCAUGGAACUUGGAGAAAUCUAUGACAAUUCAUGGAGAGCCAGUUCCAUGGAAGAAGAGUCCUAGCUUUAUUGGUCCUCGAUUGGACUUUGAAGGAUCUCUGUACGAUGACUAUGGCCUUUUUGAACCUCCUCUUGGCUAUAAAUUGGAAGAUAAGGUUGCUACUAGAAGUGAAGAUUUGUUGCGAGACAUGUAUCAAAAAACAGUUUCUUUAAUAAAGAAGCAUCAUGCAGCUUUAGUCAAAACCGUGCAAGUUCUUCUAAGUGAAAAGGAAAUUAGCGGAAACCACAUCGAGUUCAUAUUGAAUAAUUACCCUGCUGAUACUCCAGUCGAUUUAGUUCUUAAGGAGGAAAAUCCGGGAAGGCUGGUACAGGUUUGAAGGACGGGAAGAGGCUUGAUGUCACAAUGGCAUCCCCACAGCCCCAUUUGUAGCUGACGUCAUCAUAACAUGAAAGGCCCCUUAAGAGUGUCUUCAUUUGUCUUUUGUCAUUUUAUUCAAUUAAGCCCCAUAUAGUUUUAAACGAGUAAUUGUUUUGUAUUUUAAAUGAUUUAAUUAAUCACACGUCAUUUUGGCAUGCACAUGAUCUUAUUCACAUGGGCCUAGGGUUUUGGGCAUGCCGUGUUAUUUUGGCCUAAAGCCUUAUUAUGAGAGUAAAAAUUUAAAGUAGUUUUUUGUGUGGCA